Saxophila tyrrhenica is the source of this 3633-nucleotide messenger RNA. It is a transcript of the gene KIP1, whose product is annotated as Kinesin- motor protein. The transcript is spliced from 2 exons. Gene Ontology annotation, cellular component: mitotic spindle; nucleus; spindle microtubule. Lineage: Eukaryota; Fungi; Ascomycota; Dothideomycetes; Mycosphaerellales; Extremaceae. The coding region runs from base 1 to 3633 and encodes 1210 amino acids. Gene Ontology annotation, biological process: initial mitotic spindle pole body separation; spindle elongation; microtubule-based movement. Gene Ontology annotation, molecular function: ATP binding; plus-end-directed microtubule motor activity; microtubule binding. The record is from RefSeq and is a predicted model, not a curated record.
AUGUCUGCGCCGACAAGACCUCGACCGACUAGCCAGCGCAAUACAUCUACCAUGCGGCCGCCAAUGUCUCGCCCCGGCGCAUCUCGCGCGCAGACAGCGACGCCGACCCUCACGAAUGGACGAGCAUCGCCAGCAGAGUCGGUUGCAUCUUCGAAGUCACGGACACCGAAGCGCAAAGCGCAGUCUGAGAUCGAGUCGGAGGCCGGUGAAGAGACGAAUAUCAAUGUUGUCGUGAGAUGCAGAGGUCGAAGCGAUCGAGAGGUGAAGGAGAACAGCGGCGUGGUUGUCUCGACAGACGGGACAAAGGGCAAGAAGGUGGAGCUGUCGAUGGGCCCGAGUGCGUUGAGCAAUAAGACGUAUGCCUUUGACAAGGUCUUCUCGCCGGCUGCAGACCAGGGCAUCAUAUUUGACGAUGUUGUGUCGCCGAUAUUAGACGAGGUCCUGAAUGGCUUCAACUGUACGAUCUUCGCAUACGGCCAAACUGGCACUGGAAAGACAUACACAAUGUCUGGUGAUAUCACAGACAUGCUUCCUGUACUGGACGGAGCAGGGAUCAUUCCCAGGGUGUUGUACAAUCUAUUCGACAGGCUGGGCGACGAGCAGAGCGAGAAGAUGGAGUACAGUGUGAAGUGCUCCUUCAUCGAGCUGUACAAUGAAGAGUUGCGCGAUCUCCUCGCAGCGGACGAUACCACCAAGCUGAAGAUCUUCGAUGAGCAGAACAAGAAUGGCCGGACGACGACUUUGGUGCAAGGCAUGGAGGAGAGCCAUAUCAAGACUGCGUCCAAGGGCAUCCAGCUCUUGAGACAAGGCAGUCACAGACGGCAGGUUGCGGCGACUAAGUGCAACGAUCUCUCGUCUCGGUCGCAUACUGUCUUCACUGUCACGGUGUACAUGAAACGGCAGACGGAGACUGGGGAGGACUUUGUGUGCUCUGGAAAGCUGAAUUUGGUUGAUCUCGCUGGAUCUGAGAAUAUUCAACGGUCUGGCGCGGAGAACAAGCGAGCGGCAGAAGCUGGUGUCAUCAACAAGUCACUUCUUACUCUCGGCCGUGUGAUCAAUGCGCUGGUAGAGAAGAGCACGCACAUCCCUUACCGUGAGUCGAAGCUCACACGGCUGCUGCAAGACUCACUCGGUGGCCGGACGAAGACCUGCAUCAUUGCAACACUCUCACCAGCGAAGAGCAACCUGGAGGAAACCAUCAGCACAUUGGACUAUGCUUUCCGAGCGAAGAACAUCCGAAAUAAGCCACAGAUCAACUCGAUGGUCUCGAAAAAGACGCUUCUACGAGAGUUUACCGCCGAAAUUGAGAAGCUGAAGUCCGAACUCAUCGCUACACGACAGCGCAAUGGCGUAUAUCUCACUGCUGAGGCGUACGAGGAAAUCACGACCGAGUCAGAAUCCCGCCGCAUCCUGAGCGAAGAGCAGCGCGACAAGAUCGAGACCAUGGAACGGAAUCUGCGGAACAAAGUCCAGGAACUCUUCGCUCUCACGACCAACUUCCAGAGCAUGAAACGAGACAACGAGCAGACGCGCGUGACUCUGGAGGGCACCAAGAGUGUUCUCGAUAAGACCGAGAUCGUUCUGGCACACACCAAGAGGAACCUUGCUGAGGAGGCGCAUCUCCGGAAGGCACACCAGCAGACGGAGGAGCAGUUGGCUGCUGUGGGCGGAGACUUGCUGAGUACUCUGGACACCACGACAGACCAUGUCAGCAGGCUGCACUCGAAGCUCAGGCGGCGAUCCGACCUACAAGCGCUGAACCGGACCAAGUGGACGAAUACUGCGAGCCAUGUAUCUGGUGUGACCGGGAUUGUUGAGCAGCGCAUGGAAGCACUGCGAGGGCAGCAGGAGGGCCUCGUCGAGAGCUUGUCAGGGCGCAUGCAGUCGUUCGUCACGGAUGAGCUGCGGGAGCUGCAGGCUUCCCAGACCUUUUUACAGGAGAAGGCUGCUGCGUUCGAGAAGUCCGAGGUGGAGGUCAACGGGCAGACUACCAAAGCGAAAGACGAGAUGAACACAGUCCUCGAAGAGAUUCGAACGCUGAGGCAGGACGUCAAGCAGAAGGUUGGGGAUGGUCUCAACGAUCUGUCCACCGCCGCGGAGAGAAUAUCGGCUGGCAUCGCCACAGAGCUUGAUACUUUCCACAGCCAGCUGCAGAGCUCGUAUGUCUCGCUCGGAAGGGAGUUCAAGACCAUUUUCGGGGAUCUCGUCGAGCGCAUGAACCAGCAGCGGGAUGAGGCCGAUAGGCUACGCCAGCAGAUCUCGCAGGCCAACAACUCCUACGUGACGGCUGGGGAGGAGUCUCAGGUACAGCUGCAGAGAGCUAUCGAGGAGGAGCGCCAGACGGCGGCUGCCGAGCGUACAGCACUAAUGGCUAAGGUCUCCAGCCUGCUGAACGAAUCUGCCAUGGCACAGGAGACGCGCAUCAGCGGUUUCGUAGAAGGCGCCAACAAACGCCUCAGGACCUCGGCCGACGAGUACCGGACUUCGCAACAGGCUUAUGGAAGUGGUAUGGACAGCUGGAACGGACGGUCGCAGUCCCUCAUCGACACCACCCUCAAGUCCCGCGAAGCCAUCAAAAGCAAGCUCAAGGCCGACUGGGGUAAUGCAGAUGAGCAGACCACGAAGCUCACUUCCACGACCAAAGCUGUGCACGACGAAACGGUGCGCAUCGUCGAUGGCCAGAUGGCUCAGAUGGACGGCCAGCUUGUCGCGCUUGACGAGAUCAUCACCCGAGUGCGAGCGCAGAAUGAGCAGCACCACCAGGCACAUUCUGCAAGUCUCGAGCAGCUGGCCAGUGAUGUACAGCAGUCUUACUCCAGCAUUGGACAGCACUUCGAGACCUCGUACGCCAGGACACAAGCACUGGACACCGAGAUGUCCGACCGCGUGAUUGCGCUCACGCACACUCUCCCUGAGCUUGCCGACGACGGUCCCAUCCGGCAGCCACUCUCCCAGAUGCGCUCUGAGCUUUCCGCUGCACAGCUGGCGGAGUACACCGCCACUGGCGAGACACCCGCGAAGACGACCUUCAACUACCCAACUGCACUUCCUCGGACAGAAGACCACAGCACGCUUCUCGAUCGCAUGCGCGGUAUCACGCGUCUAGCCUCCCCGACCAAACGCACCUCCCCAACCAAAGCCCGCAGCAGCCCAACCAAAGCCCCUCCCAGCCCAAGCAAAACCCUCGUCUGGAGCGACACCCCUCCCACCACAACCACAACCCUCAAAGACCUCGACCUCCCCGCCUCCGCCCCCUGCACACGCCCCGGAACUUCCGCAAGCGCAAGUUCCCAGCCCCACCAAGAGCGUUUGCGCGAACUAGACGUUAACAUCAUGCCCUUAGGAGGCGGCGCGAACGGGCAUCCCGUCUCCCUUGGCGAUCAGGAGCGCGGCAAGGCGGGCGACGCUGCAGGUGGUGAGGAAGGCGGCAAGCUCCUCUCCGUUCCCGUCCCUUCGGCACCGCAUUUGUUGAAGAGGGCACAUACUAAUCCGCUUUCUGUGAGUCAGGGGGUGGAGAGUCGGUUGCCGGCUGCGAAGGUGAGGGGAGGGAGGAUGACGACGGCGGGGGGUGUGGAGAAUGUGGCGCCGGCGACGGGGGAGGGGAGGAGGUUGAGGCCUAGGGGGAGUGAUUGA